Messenger RNA from Cucurbita pepo subsp. pepo (vegetable marrow), 1255 nucleotides. RefSeq names its product SNAP25 homologous protein SNAP33. NCBI's taxonomy places the organism in Eukaryota, Viridiplantae, Streptophyta, Magnoliopsida, Cucurbitales, Cucurbitaceae. Gene Ontology annotation, cellular component: SNARE complex; plasma membrane. Gene Ontology annotation, molecular function: SNAP receptor activity. The record is from RefSeq and is a predicted model, not a curated record.
CAUUUGUGGAAGAAAAACUCCACCCCAUGUGAACUUUGAUUUUAGUUUAUAAAUUUGAACUGUAACUUUGUUUAUAAAGAAAAAUUCUACUCCAUGGUAAUCGCUGCGCAAGGUUUUCACAUUUGGAGCUCGCAAGAUACAGAAGGCGCAGGUUCCUUGAAAGCUCAUUAGAGCGGUUAGAGAGAAUCAACUCAUCUCUCUCUGUCCUGCCCUUCAAAAUCUGGAAUUGGGUUCUGUUUUUCCUUCUCUUCCAGUUUUGUGAUUCUGUUUCUGGAUUCCUCAAAUUACUUCUGUUCUUGUUGUUCGUGGAAUACUCGAGUUCCUGGGAAAAUGUUUGGUUCGAGGAAGGCACAUUUGAAGAUAGGGAGACAUAGUUCUACUCCAAACCCUUUUGAGUCUGAUGAUGGUUUUAAAGCGAAGCAGAAUCUGGUUACCUCGCAAAGGACUAGCUCGGACCCUUCGUUAGUGAAAGAGAGCUUUAUCUCCAAUCCUUUUGAUGAUGAUCAUGGACAUGCUCCCUCUUCUUCAAGCUCACUAACUUGGUCAGAAAGAAACAAGUACAAGAACGAUUUUCGGGAUUCGGGAGGGUUGGAAAACCAAUCUGUUCAGGAGCUGGAGAAUUAUGCUACUUAUAAGGCUGAGGAAACAACAAAAGCAGUGAAUGGCUGUCUAAAGAUUGCUGAAGAGAUAAGGGAGGAUGCUACCCAAACUUUGGUUGCCUUGCAUCAGCAGGGUGAGCAAAUUACAAGGACUCAUAUGGUUGCUGCUGACAUCGAUUAUGAUCUCAGUCGGGGAGAGAAACUUCUGGGAAAUCUAGGGGGGAUUUUCUCUAAGACUUGGAAGCCAAAGAAAACUCGACCAAUAUCCGGGCCUAUUGUGAACUCUGAUGAUUUGGUAAGAAGGAAGGGUAGCCACUUGGAGCAGAAGGAAAAAUUAGGAUUGACUCAUCACAAGGGACGGACCAAUACAAAAGCUGCAUUUGCUGAACCUACCAAUGCAAUUCAAAAAGUUGAGGUAGAAAAGGUGAAGCAAGAUGAUGCACUAUCUGACAUGAGCAAUAUCUUGGAAGAGCUCAAGGAAAUGGCUGUUGACAUGGGUUGUGAAAUUGACAGGCAGAUUGUUGCUCUGGAUCAUGCUUCAGUUGAUGUCGAGGUGCUUGGUGACCGAGUUAAAGAUGCUAGCCGACGGGGUCGUCGUCUCCUUGGAAAAUAGAGUUCAAAGCUCUCACAUUCAUGAUUACCCAUCUCUUGAUUAC